Molecule: messenger RNA, 671 nt
Organism: Strongylus vulgaris
Lineage: Eukaryota; Metazoa; Nematoda; Chromadorea; Rhabditida; Strongylidae
Source: the annotation of a GenBank genome assembly
GGUUUCUCCUUAGUCAUUUUUCUCUAACAAUAGGAUAUCAUAACUUCCCAUCUAUCUAUCUUUGGAAGUCGGACGAAGGAGAAACAGCUCCAGGCGGAGGAGUAUUGGACUUCAGUUUCAGAGGGCUCAAGAGAGUGGAAGUAUAUUCGCAACUUUUAGCUGGAGACGCAUACUUUUUGCGUUCCAAUCUAGCUGAAUCUAUCGAUUUUCACCUACUGCCGGAGCCCGUGUUCAACCGUUUAAAAGAAGUCUAUGGUCUUGAAUUGGCUGAUCGCGACUACAUAUGCCGGAAAGUCGUCUCCAAGAACGGGAAGCCCGUCGUAGAAGUUUAUCCUCGUGUUGUUAAUGUUUAUCUCGCUAGGGACAACUCGAAAUGUUGCGAAUUACGGUUAACUGGAAGUGAUACAUUACUCGAUCUAAGGGACCGCGCUCUCAAAUCUCUCGGUUUGUCCUCAAUUCCUCCUGAGAGACUCCGUUUUUAUAUAGCACAUUCUGAUAAGUACGAGUUAAUUGACAUUUCGCAGCAGAAUGUAGAUAGUUACUUCGAUACGGCUCAGAAGGUUUAUGUAGAUGUAUGUAAUUCGGAAGAUAGGUGGUUCAUCAACAACGAUAAACCAUCAGGAUCGAGGAUUGGCUAUCCUUCAAAUUCGCUCUCUACGUCAUAUUCGUGA